GUUCCUGGCGGUGGCGCCCUAGCUCCAGCGCGGUGACAACAAGCGUUAAGGUAACAACCGCCGCCGCCGCCGCCGCCGCCGCCGCCGCCGCCGCCAGAGGAUGGCUUCCAGCUUCAAGAAGUCAAACGUGGCCUCCACCAGCCAGAAAAGAAAGGUGGAGCCUAAGCCCGAGCUCACUGAAGAUCAGAAGCAAGAAAUUCGCGAAGCGUUUGCCCUCUUCGAUGCCGACGGCAGCGGCACCAUCGACGUGAAGGAGCUGAAGGUGGCCUUGAGGGCGCUGGGCUUUGAACCCAGGAAGGAGGAGAUGAAGAGGAUAAUCGCCGAGGUGGACAAGGAAAGCACAGGGAAAGUCAGCUUCAAUGACUUCUUGGCUGUGAUGACUCAGAAGAUGGCCGAGAAAGACACCAAGGAAGAAAUCCUGAAGGCUUUCAGGCUCUUUGAUGAUGAUGAAACCGGGAAGAUCUCUUUCAAAAACCUAAAGCGCGUGGCCACCGAGUUGGGGGAAAACCUCACUGAUGAGGAGCUGCAGGAAAUGAUUGACGAAGCAGAUCGGGAUGGAGACGGUGAAGUGAACGAGGAAGAGUUUCUUCGGAUCAUGAAAAAGACCAGCCUCUACUGAAGUCGGUUUCUCCCGCAAGCAUGUGUAGGGAGAUUGAGUUGACUUGCUGGGUUCCCUGUUUCUGUUUUGUGAAACCUUGAGGUAGAGGCCAGCACUGUCUCUCCUCUUACCCCCAGCUGGUCUAGAUAGUUCUAUUUCCAAAUCUCUAGCUCAAUGAUAGAAUUUUAAAGAUGCUUU
This is a messenger RNA of Orcinus orca (killer whale), 796 nucleotides long. RefSeq names its product centrin 1 (gene CETN1). The record is from RefSeq and is a predicted model, not a curated record. Lineage: Eukaryota; Metazoa; Chordata; Mammalia; Artiodactyla; Delphinidae. The coding region runs from base 101 to 619 and encodes 172 amino acids. The transcript has a single exon. Gene Ontology annotation, cellular component: centrosome; centriole. Gene Ontology annotation, molecular function: calcium ion binding. Gene Ontology annotation, biological process: centriole replication; mitotic cell cycle; nucleotide-excision repair.